Histoplasma capsulatum G186AR is the source of this 1351-nucleotide messenger RNA. RefSeq lists its product as uncharacterized. The record is from RefSeq and is a predicted model, not a curated record. The transcript is spliced from 2 exons. Lineage: Eukaryota; Fungi; Ascomycota; Eurotiomycetes; Onygenales; Ajellomycetaceae. The coding region runs from base 1 to 1203 and encodes 400 amino acids.
AUGAGCCUCCUUGCCCGCCUCCCACCAAGCGCCCGGGGUAUAAUUUCAGACCUCCUUGUCCCAGCGUAUUUAGAGGGCCACUGGAUUCGAUACAUUUCGGCUAAUUCUGCGUUUUUAUGCGGUGGGUUUCGGCCGGCUGAUGCGGUCAAAUUAGUUGCCACAGCAAUUAGCCAGGACGUGCGUGGAAGUCUCAUGGAUGAAUUUCAGCGAGCUGUUGCUGCUGACACCUGUGUAAGUGAUGAGGAUGCUGCGAAGGAUCUUAAGAAGGACGGUUCACAUGCAUGGGCAUUGGAGAGUGGCUUCAUAAUUUCAGCAUAUCUGAAACUUGUGAAACCUUCAUUGGACGCAAGCUGCAUGAGUAAUCAGCUCAAACUCCUUGAUCCCAUCCUGAACAAGUAUUGGGAUACACCGGGAUGUCCGAACAAGGUAGCACCCGAACUCAUUAAAUAUAAGGGUAUUCUAUUCCCGGACGGGCUAGAAAGUCUAGAAGAAGCUAGCCCUAUCUCAGGCGCCGAACCCACGGAGGUUGUUCAAUGGGAAAAGGCCGAGGGCGUCCCUGAGUAUUGCUGGAGUUUUGCUCAAGACAAAAGGGGUGAUGGCAAGGUUUAUUGCACUGCUGAUCAUCUCAGUGUUUACAAUGUCACAUAUUCAGACUGUCCUGAUCAAGAUCCCUGGGCAAUUUGCCGCUGUGAUGAUGCACAGCAUUCAGUGAAGACAAUGACGGAAAAGUUUGGUCGAGUUCCUGCAGGUUUACGGAGUCGUGUCCGCCAUCUACUUGCCCUCGGGGAUACGAGGUCACACGGUCUCCAAAGGGAUCCCUGGAACAUAAUUGUAAUAUACGGCGAUGCUCAUGAUAGUGUGUAUAUGCAUGAGUCAUCACACUGCGCUGACCACGGCUUUAGCAGCAGUGAGGCUUUUCUAAAAGCCAAAGAACAGGACACGUGCUGGCCAACAGACUACUCCAAAUCGUCAGAUGCAGAUCUAUUUGCUGAGACUGGUGUGGCAUAUCUUUAUGACAAAAGCGGCAAAACACUUCGUGAGCGCGGGUUUGAUCCAUCCUGCCUAUCAAAUGGGUUCAAGGCGCUGGGUGACUAUGUUGGGAGCGAGUUUGCGAAAGACAGUCGGUGUUUCAAACGGGAACCAAACUCCAGAAUUAUUCAUCCAAGUGAGGUCGGGGUUACGAGCGCAGAACCACCCCAGUGACAUGGCUAUUGAGAUUUUCCCUUGAAACCAGAUCCCAGUCUAAACCACUUCGAGCAGACACAAGAAAUCCAGCUGAGCUGCUAGGGAUUGUAUUCUAGCUACUCUUCUAAACACAGGGAGACAAUAUAAACAAGAAAUAUUUUCCUUC